Molecule: messenger RNA, 1829 nt
Organism: Ixodes scapularis (black-legged tick)
Lineage: Eukaryota; Metazoa; Arthropoda; Arachnida; Ixodida; Ixodidae
Exons: 1
Coding region: 1-1749 (582 amino acids)
Molecular function (GO): nucleic acid binding; RNA-DNA hybrid ribonuclease activity
Source: RefSeq, a predicted model, not a curated record
AUGACCGCCUCGGCCGAGAAGACCGAAUACGUCGUGGUUUUAAACGGGCCCCACAGAAAGACCGAGGCGGUCCGCAACCAAAUCGCCCUCAGCAUGGCCGGCCAAAGGAUACAGCGAAAACCCUCCGUUCGGAUCCUGGGAGCCUACAUAGAUCAAGAUGGCAAAGGCACCACGUGGGUGACGAAAGUCGCCUUGCAGUGCAGAUCCCUCCUCCGCCUCAUCCGUAGAAUCACACACCUCCAGUGGGGCACGCGGGAGAGAGAAACGCGCCAGCUUGUCACGGCGCUGCUUGAAUCCCGUAUCCUCUACGGCUAUAACUAUCACGUCCUCACGCCCAGGCAGGCGGAGCAACUCGAGAAACUCAAUCGCGAAGCCAUCCGCAUUGUUACCGGACUGCCUAAGUAUACGCCCCUCCGGGAGCUGUACGCACACGGCGGCAUGAACCUCCUGUCGGAACUCGCCGAACAGGCGCUCCUCGCCCAGAGAGACCGCCUCAGCAGCUCGACAGCUGGGCUUUCCAUAUUGGAAGAGCUUGGCGUGCCUCCCAGUCUGGACGUCCGCCCGGCAGACGCGCACUCGCCCCCUCCGUGGGCCGCCCCGGUUACGCUUACCGACGGAAAACCCCUCCCACGAAACAUGGGACCUGGAACGAGCAACUCGGAGCGACGCAAACGCUUUGCCAAAGCGCACACACGUAGCGUCGCGCACAAAUCACCGCCUACGCACACCAUCAUCUACACUGACAUGGCGGAGACCUUGCUGUCGACUACCGGCGACGACGGGGAAGGAGAGGACAGAACCCCCAAGCACGUCCAGGCGGUCGCGUGGGUCGACACCACCCAUGGCAUUCCGAACGCGGCUGCGCUUUCGACCACUGAAGACGUCGACACUACGCAAGCGGAACUCAUGGCACUUCUCCGAGCAUCCCAGUGGGUUCUUCAAACUUUUGCACCAACAGACAUCCCACACAGGCUCCUACUGUUCACCGACUCGACUCGCGCGUACGAAACUUGCAGACGAGCGAGCGGGAGCCCCUCAAUGUACACGGGAAUAGUCGGCGAGUUGCUCGCCGCGUUCCUAGAACUUCGAAACAAGCUCAACAUCCAAGCUACUAUUUCCUGGGUGCCCGCGCAUGCGGGCAUUGACGGCAAUGAGUGGGCCCACAGCGAGGCGCGAGCAGCAGUUCGCCAGAUGGCAUCCGCGCCGAACGCAUUCCACAACUCAGCCGGCGAGGCGGCCGGCCCGGCCGACCCGUCUGUCGUCAAGGAAAGUGCUAAACAGCGAAGGCGGAGAAUCCUACGGCACUUUCGUGAGGAGCGGGAGGAACGCCCGGACGAGCAGUUGCGUCCCGUUCCUCCGAUGCCGAAUGACCUACCGAGGAGCACUCAGUCCCUCGUCCGCCGCCUCGCGACCAACACUGUCCUAUCCCCGGCGCUGCGCCAUAAGUUCUUCGGCGACGAUCCUGACGAGGGGGCGUGUCGCCGGUGCCGGAGUGCCGCGACGGCUGCCCAUGUUGUCUGGGAGUGCGAGCGCCACGCUAGCCUUCGGAAAACAAAACUGGAGGAACUCCCAGACGAGAUCCGUCCGGCGACGUAUGUUGAUUGGAUUCUACCCACCAGUCGUGACAAGACGAUCGUCUCCCUGCUGUGGACAAAGCUGGCGGAGUUCGUCUACGACGACGACGGCCCCGGUGGACGACUUUGCAGCAGCCGAAGGCGCUGGGACCAACACCCACCCAGACCGCCAUGACGGCAACGGCAGAUCCUUAGGCCCGCACCGAUGCAGACGACAAUGGUGCAUUAUAUGUGUGUAUGGUAUAUGUGUGUGUA